CUUUCAACUAGGCACAUCGAGCCUAGGGAACGAAAUGUUACUGCGUCUAGUUAUCUCCCUUAUAGAACAAACAGAUAUUCAUAUCACAUAUAGUGUGCAGUGACCAAACAGAGUACUCGCUACCUAGUGGAAUAUUAAGAUUUGGACAUUGAAAUUAGUUACUAUUUUAUUGCGCCUGACUAACACUGGCGCAUUUGACAGGUUCAUAUAUAAAAGUUGGGAAUGCUGUUCUAUUUGCUGUUUGCUGUCACGGUUUUCGUGGGCUGUCUGGCUCAACAAGUUCCGUGCAGUACAGGGAAGUCCGUGUGUGAGGUCUCAGAGAGUUUAAGUAUAAUCAACAAUGAGCACUUUUGUUGCGAAAUAGGCUUUAACAUGCAGUUUAAAAAUCGUGUCAUCAAUGGGACUACCCAGCCAGAGUGUGUAUGCAAUCGCCAUUACUACGUGUCCGAUUGCAUAGAAGAUCAGCUGCAGUGUGAGGGCGCCACCAGCUUCACCACGGACGGCAACUCCGUCAAGUGCUGCAGAAACGGGGAGAGUAUGAACAGCGUGAUGAACUCCAUCGUCAACGGGGUCAGGGCCGACUACUGCAGGUGUAUCCGUUAUGUGGGUAACAGUGGAAGCAGCAGAUAUUUUAGCAGACGACCUGCAAGGCCCAGCAGCAGGAUAGCCAACAGAAACUACUUCAAUGGCCCGUUAGGAUUCGCUCAAAUGGCAGGACAGAUGUUGGAAGGAUUCGGCAGAGGUAUCAAUGAUGUCGCUACAGGCUUUGUCAACGGUGAUCCAGUCUUACAGCCUGUCCCUGGCAGUGUCACUCCACCUGUUGAUGCUACAAAACCCACAGGGCAACCAAAUAGUCAAAGACCUUCAUGGCAGUUAUUCCCACAAAGGAUGUUCCAACUUGUCCAGCCCGCAAGACUCCAGCAGGGCAUGCGUCGAGCCACCAAUUUUUUCGACAGAGUUAGCCAGAAUCCCAUGGUCAUGCAGCUCGUGGACCCAAGGUGGUGGCUCAACCAGGACUGGAGGGGCAUGUUCCGCAACGAUGGUCCAGUCGCCAAGAGUGACAGCACAACACUGAGUCCGAUCACUGGUCAGCCGGUCUUGAUGCCCUUACCGGCUAAUAUUUGAGCAUUACCAUCACAUAGAGAUAUAAAUUUGAGAAUUCAGUAAAUUAAUUGUUUUUCAUGUCCAAUAGGAACUUUUUUUUUUGGGGGGGGGGGGGGGAUAUAUGCUGCUAGGGAAAAAAAACGUAUAGAAGGUCAAGAACACAGACUAUCGUAUCUUUUAGCAUAAUGUUUUAUCGUUUAUAUUAUUUUGAACAGUGACCAAUUCACUACCAGGGGUGAUAACUCGUUAUGCUAUUAAAAUCAAUGUUAACUCAUUCUCAAUUAAACAAAUUAUUUGUAUGAUUGCCAUUUUUUAAAAAUAUUAUGAAUAACCAUGUUUUGUGUUUCACAUUAAAAAUGUUACCAUGUG
Molecule: messenger RNA, 1473 nt
Organism: Biomphalaria glabrata
Lineage: Eukaryota; Metazoa; Mollusca; Gastropoda; Planorbidae
Exons: 7
Coding region: 223-1125 (300 amino acids)
Source: RefSeq, a predicted model, not a curated record